AUGGUGGGCACGGGAAGCUCGGAAGUCUUCAAGAAGGCAACAAUGUAUCGUGAGGGCAGCGAAGCAGCCGUUCCCUACCAGCCAGCGAUACAGCACAAUGGAGUGCUCCCUUGCUCUCUGGGUGACGCCCUCUCAACUCUGGAAGCGAGGACUGUUGCUCCCGAGGAGGUCUCACGGAAGUGCUUGGAAGUUGUGACUUCGAUGAUGCAGGUGGACAUGACGCUCAAGGCUCGCAGCUUCGCGAGCUACCUCGCUUCGCACUUGGCCUUUGUUGUGUGGCUACUCUGGGUGUUCACUCCCGAUGAGCGGUUACAAAGUUGGGGCAUCACCUACUAUCCAGAUCGGUGGUGGGGAGUGGCACUUCCCGUUUACGUGAUUCCAUUGGCCAUCUUCGUGUUCCUGACCUACAAUGCCUUGAACAUGCUUUCGGCUUGCCCGCUGGACUCCGUGAACAUGUACCGGGAUGCCAGCACUCCCCUUACAGACGAGCUUUUCGCAACAGCUGGUGACAUCCCCGACUUACAGGACGUGUCCCUCUCGACUGUGAACCGAAAUACCGUCUUACAGCGAUGCGGAUCUAUCCAAGCGAACUAA
This is a messenger RNA of Symbiodinium necroappetens, 594 nucleotides long. The record is from the annotation of a GenBank genome assembly. NCBI's taxonomy places the organism in Eukaryota, Dinophyceae, Suessiales, Symbiodiniaceae.